Molecule: messenger RNA, 11074 nt
Organism: Anarrhichthys ocellatus (wolf-eel)
Lineage: Eukaryota; Metazoa; Chordata; Actinopteri; Perciformes; Anarhichadidae
Product: otogelin-like
Biological process (GO): L-arabinose metabolic process
Cellular component (GO): extracellular matrix
Molecular function (GO): protein binding; alpha-L-arabinofuranosidase activity
Source: RefSeq, a predicted model, not a curated record
AGCAGCGCAGGGCGCAGCGGGAGUCCAGCCGGAGGGUCUUCACCAGGUGAUGCUGUCCAGACCCCACUGACAUGCGGAUCCGCGAGACACGGAUGGAUCCCUGUUUAAGACGAGGCCGGAAACGGCCUUUUCACUUAUUAUCUUUGUGUUUUAUCCUCAUUUAUCAAGCGCAUCUGUCCUGGGGUGUUGACAGAGUGAACCUUUCUGACGGGAAGCAGUUUAAUAACGGGAGCAGCAGGAUAAAGCAGCAGAAAUGGGACACCGCUUCCCAUGGAGGGCAGGACCUCCAGACAGCAGCUGCUGCGUUAGAAACCAACACGUCUUCCUCCAGUCAUUCGCUGGUCAGCCGGACCGAUGCGUCCAACCUGACGUCCUCGAGCACGGAGAGGACACCCACCUCCUCACGGACCACAAAGAAAUCACCAGUCAGCAAAACACCAACAAAAACGGUACCCGUCAGUCAAUCACUGAGCAGAACAACACCGCCGAGCAAAUCACCAAGGAUCACAGCAUCAGCCGGAAAAUCAUUAGGCAGCACAACAACAGCCAGCCAAACACCAAUCAAUACAGCACCAGCCGGCCAAUCACAACCUAAGAAAGCACCACUUAGCCAAUCACCAACAAAGAAGGCACCAUCUAGCGAAUCACCAAAGAAGAAGGCGCCAGGCAGCCAAUUACAGGCAAAGACCACACCACCUAGCCAAUCACAGACCAAGAAGGCAUCACUUAGCCGCUCCCCAACCAGAACACCAACAUCCAGCCAAUCACCAACCAACACAGUGCCAGUAAGCAAUGCACCAGCCAAAAUCAUAUCAAAACCUAGCCAAUCAUCAUCUAGCCAAACACCAUUAAACCAAUCAACAACCGGCCCAAAAACACCAAACCAAUCAUCACUCACUUCAACAUCCAGUCAAUCACCAACCAGUUUAACAGGAGCUAAUCAAUCCAUAAACGGCUCGACCACAUCACUCCACGAUUCAUCUAGCUUCACAUCACAAAACCAAUCACUGUCAACACCAUCUCACCAAUCACAGACCAGCUCAGUGCCAUCCAACCAAUCAUCAUCCGGUUCACCAGGAAACACAGUCAGCGGAGACGAGCGUCCAGUUAACAUUUCACUGCUCGUCAAGCAGGCGAAAGAAGCCCUGAGGUCAUCGUUUCGUAGGAUUCAAGCAGAGCCGUGUGUGUUUCCCUGCCUGAAUGGAGGACAGUGCGUUCAGUCGGAGUCAUGUGACUGCAGCUUGUAUCAGGCCACUGGACACAGAUGUCAGACAGUUCCAAAUCCCGGCUUUGAGAGGGAGAUGACGUGUCGGUCGUGGGGUCAGUACAACUUCGAGACCUUUGACGGCCUCUACUACCACUUCCCCGGUCGAUGCACGUACACUCUGCUGAGGGACUGUGAGGAAACCACCCAGGCCAGCAUUGUCAUCCAGGUCCACAAUGACCCGGGCUGCAGCUCCGCCCCCUACACCUGCCACCGAUCCAUCAGCCUCUUCCUCCCAUGGGAGGGUGAGGUUCGGCUGCACGCGACCAACGUCACCUUCAAGGGUCAAAGUCUGCAGCUGCCUCAUCACAUCCACGACCUGCAGCUGGAGCGGAUCUCCCAGUACCUCCUGGUGACGCAGCAGCACGGCUUCACGCUGGCCUGGGAGGGACGCAGCGGCUCCGUCUACAUCAAACUCAGCCCGGAGUUCGUGGGCAGAACCUGCGGCCUGUGUGGGAACUUCAACGCGGACGUCCAGGACGACCUGAAGACGAGUUACGGUGUGCUGACUCAUGAAGUAGAAAUGUUUGGGAAUAGCUGGGUGGAGGCCGAGCCGCACGAGGCCCGAUGUCCCACGGUGCCCUCUGGCUUCUCUUCACCCUGUGCUGCAGUCGAAGCUCAUGUCCUGCUGAAAGUGGAGGAGGUGUGUGCGAUGCUGCUGGAUCCGCCAUUUCAGAGCUGCCAUGACUUCGUCAGCCCGCUGUCCUACAUGGCCAGCUGCUCCAAUGACCUCUGCAGAUAUUCGAAGCAGUGUCCCCUGGGUCUGCAAUACAGGGAAUGCAUCAGCUGCUGCCCGGCCUCCUGCAACCUGGAGCGAACAUGCAUCGACAGCAAGCUGGCCUGCCUGGAUGGAUGCUACUGCCCUGAUGGUCUGAUUUACGAGGACGGAGGCUGUGUGACGCCCUCCGACUGUCCCUGCGAGUACCACGGCCUGUUUUAUCCGUCUGGACAGACGCUGCAGGAGGAAUGCAGCAACUGCACAUGCGUGGGUGGAGUGUGGAACUGCACCGACUACAGCUGCCCAGGCGAGUGCUCGGUGACCGGCGAUAUGUAUUUUCAAUCCUUUGACGGGCGGAUCUACACCUUCUCUGCAACAUGUCAGUACGUCCUCGCCAAGAGUCACAACUCGGGGAAGUUCACGGUCACCAUCCAGAACGCCCCCUGUGGAGCCAAUUUGGAUGGGGCCUGCAUCCAAUCAGUUAACCUGGUUAUUGACGAGGAUCCAAGAACGGAGAUUACACUGAGUCACGUCGGCGAGGUCUUCAUGGCCGGACAGUACCGUAUCUCCCUGCCCUAUUCUGAUGACAUCUUCCACAUCCAGGAGCUGUCGUCCAUGUUCCUGCAGGUGAAGACGGCGUUCGGCCUGCGUCUGCAGUACAGUUGGAGGGAGUUUCGUCUCUACCUGCAGGCCGACGAGCUGUGGAAGGACGACACCGUGGGCCUGUGUGGCACCUUCAAUGGCAACAUUCAGGACGACUUCCUAUCUCCGUCCGGUAUGAUAGAAAGCACUCCUCAGCUGUUUGGAAAUGCCUGGAGAGUCUCGUCGGCGUGUUCGACCAGCCUGAGUGCUCCUCAGCUCGACCCCUGUGACACCCACCAGCAGGCCGUGGCCUACGCCUCAGAGAUGUGUGACGUGCUGAACCAGGAUCUGUUCUCCGCCUGCCACGAGUACCUCAGCCCGACGUCCUUCCACCAGCAGUGUCGCUCGGACACCUGUAAGUGUGGGACGCCGUGCCUCUGCUCUGCGCUGGCCCACUACGCUCACCACUGCCGCCGGUUCUCCGUCAUCGUUGACUUCCGAUCUCAGAUACCCGACUGCGCGGUCACCUGUCCCCCCACUAUGCGGUACGGCACCUGCAUGUCGUCCUGCCAGCGCCGUUGCUCCGCCCUCUCCGUCCCGCAGCACUGCGGGGAGGAGUGUGAGGAGGGCUGCGUCUGCCCGCCGGAGUCCUUCUACAACCAUCGAACACACACCUGUGUGCACAGGAGCGAGUGUCCCUGCAGUUUCCUCGGAGCCGAUUACGAACCAGGAGAUGUGAUCAUGACAUCAGCAGGUGUUCAACUCUGUCUGAACGGUAAAUUGGUGUCCCAAACACCAGACAGCGACAUGUUGUGUCCGGCUGGUCAGCUCUACCAGAACUGCUCAGAGGCGGACGAUGGCGUCCUGUCGGGGAGGGGCGUGGCCUGCGAGCACACCUGCGAAUCCUUCCUGCUCAACCUCACCUGCUCGUCACAUGAGCCCUGCGUGGCCGGAUGUACCUGCCCUCCUGGCUUGCUGAAACAUGGAGACGAGUGCUUUGAACCUGCAUUCUGCCCCUGUCUGUGGAAAGGAAAGGAGUAUUACCCCGGAGACCGAGUCUCCUCCCCCUGCCAUCAGUGUGUUUGCCAGCACGGGACGUUCCAGUGUGUGUUCCGUCCGUGCCCGUCCAUGUGCAUGGCUUACGGCGACCGCCACUACAGGACGUUUGACGGGCUGCUGUUUGACUACGUCGGUGCAUGCAAAGUCUAUCUGGUGAAGAGCAGCGACGAUGUGAUGCUCAGUGUCACGGCCGAGAACGUCGACUGUUUCGACAGCAGAGUCAUCUGCAGGAAAUCUCUGCUCAUCAACAUCGGCAGAUCCUUCGUAGCAUUCGAUGAAGACUCUGGGACACCGAAUCCCUCGAGCGUGAUCGACAGGAAGCAGAGGAUGUUCAUCUGGCCGGCCGGAUACUUCACAGUGGUUCAUUUCCCCGAUGAAGACGUCACCGUCCUCUGGGACCGCAAGACCACCGUCCACAUCCAGGUCGGACCUCGCUGGCAGGGGAAGCUCAGCGGGCUGUGCGGGAACUUUGACACGAAGACGGUGAACGAGAUGCGGACGCCCGACAACAUCGACUCCCCGACUCCACAGGAGUUUGGAAACAGCUGGACGGCAGCAGAGUGUGUGAACAGUCCAGACAUCAGACACCCCUGCAGCUUCAGUCCGCUCAGAGAGCCGUUUGCAAAGCGUCAGUGUGGCGUCCUGCUCAGCGAGGUCUUCCACGCCUGCCACCCGGUGGUGGACGUCACCUGGUUCUACAUGAACUGCCUGGCCGACACGUGCGCCUGCAGCCGAGGAGGCGACUGCGAGUGUUUCUGCACCAGCGUGGCGGCGUACGCCCAGCGCUGCUGCCACGAGGGCGUUCCUGUGGACUGGCGCUCCCCGUCUCUGUGCCCGUAUGAUUGUGAAUUCUACAACAAAGUUCUGGGUAAAGGCCCCUUCAGGCUGAUCACCUUCAGGGAUCGGACGACGCUGUUGGCGGCCAGCGGGUCCAGUGGCUCCGUGUUCCUGCAGCGCGGCAACUUCAGCACCGCCGCCGCCGCCGCCGCCGGAGUCCUCCUGCAGUUCAUGAUGACGCCGGGCCUCAGCAAAGCCCGACCGCACGACACAUCGCGGGUUUCCUUCGAGGCAGCCGACAGACCAAACCACUUCCUAUCCGCGAGCCCCGGUGGCCAGGUGAGGCUGGCCAAAUGGGAGGAGAGCGAUGCAUUCUGGGACGGAGCCACCUUCGUCCUCCACAGGAACACCUGGACCCCCGGCUACGACUCGCUGGAGUCCCACGCCAAACCGGGCUUCUUCCUGCAUGCCACGCCGGUCCGCCUCCACCUGCUGAAGUACAGACACGCCGACAGCUUCCGCAAGGCCACGCUGUUCAGACUGACAGGCCCCAGCGCGGACGCCCUGCCGGGUCCUCGGUGUCAGUGGCGGUACGAUUCCUGCGUCAUCCCCUGCUUCAAGACCUGCAGCGACUCGUCAGCUGAAGCCUGCGUCGCCAUCCCACAAGUGGAGGGCUGCCUUCCUGUCUGCCCCCCCCCAAUGGUCCUGGAUGAGGUCACCCGUCGCUGUGUGUUCGUUGAAGACUGCAUUAAGGGCCCAGUUGCUGUGCAGCCUGUAACACCGUCCUCUGCAGCUGUCACUCCUGCAACCACCACGAGCACUGCUGCCUCCACUAGCCCCCGCCAGACCACCACCACCACCACAGCACCCUCCACCCCUCCACCCAUCGCUCCCACCAGUAAAACCACCACCACUAGUCCCGCCGUUAGCACACAGACAGCCUCGUCUAAAGCACCGCCGGCCCCUGAAGAGCCCACCCGUCCGGUCGCCGUCUCUACUUCUGCAGCUCCUGAACUUUCCAGGACAUCAGAGCCCCCGUCUCCUCCUACAGCGCCCUCCGCUGUCACGCCGGAUGUGGAGGAGCCGCCGUCUACCGUCGGAGCGACUGAAGCUUUGCCCACUGCUGCAGCGUGGACGACCAGAGCUGCGAGCUCCACCGCCGGCCCCAUCACGUCCAGAACGAGCAGGUCUCCUUUCGCCAUCACGGCUCCCUUCUGGGUCACCUCCUCCAUCAAGCCCACCGACCUCCUACAGCCGCUUUUCUCCACCACUGCUGCCACAAGCCUGCAGCCAUCUACCGCCGCAGCACCGACCGCAAGCUCCAUCGAAGGGCCGACCGCCAUCAGUACCCCUCCUCCUGUUAUCGUGCACCCGACCACAGAGACCACAGAGGCUACGACACAUUCAGCAGCAGUCACUCCGGUUGUAACCGCCUCGAGUGCAAGUUCUGCUCCGGUCUCAGAGACGGCUCCAGUUACAGACCGGACCACCGUUCCCAGUUCAGCUACCACUGCAAUAGCAGACACCAUCACAAAGCCUGUAACAGUGGAGCAACUUCCCCCAACAACAACAACAACAACAACAACAACAACACCCAUCCCUUCAGGUUUACCAAGCACAGCCUCAGUAACCUCCUCACCUCUCCCCGUCUCACCUCCUGUUGAAACAGGAACUACCUCUUUACCCACAGUCACUUCAGCUGAAACCACAGAAUCAGUCGCACCAGUUGCAGCUUUCACCAGCAGUAGAACAACACCGUACAUAAGUCCGGAGACAACAUCGCCACCUGCUGCCACAGAGAAGAUUCUGCACACCGCUCCCACUGAACUUACAACUUCUGCAACAGCUGUUCCUGAGAUACCGACGUCAUCUCCAAUCCACGUUGCAUCGACUACAACUGCACCAUCCGCUCCUUCCUCAGCUGCAACAGACAGGAGAACAACAACAACGAAGCAAGUGACCAUACUUGAAUCCACUGUGUCUGAAAUACCGGCAGAUUUCCCAACAACGGCUGCACCUCCAUCUUUGAAGAUUACCGACAUCCCGACUUCUCCCGUUUCCACCACCACGACUUAUGCCGAGAGAACCUCCUGGACUACCGCCGUCCCACCGGCGGAGAAAACCACUCGGACCACAACUUCCAGACCUCCAGAGAUGUCCACCGUGCCCACAGGCCCUCCUGUUACGACAAAACCAACUGUACCGCCAAUGCCUCCUACGAAAACCACUGAUUUGCCAAGUUUACCAACAGCAGAGAGCUCCACACAUCCUGCGUCUACCGUUCGUUCCUCCGAGCCGUGGCAUUGGGACACCGCCUCCACCUCGGUCUUUAGCCCCACAGUGAAGACACCACCAGAGGUCACGUCUAAAACUGUCGUCCUUGAAGUCACUUCCGCUAAAACUACCGAAGUGCCUUGGCUUCCCGUAACGUCAACGCCGUUUGUCACCUCUGCGACAUCAGCUGCUGUGACAGCCACCACCGCCAAAACCACAACGCCUCCUGAAAUCUCAACCGCAGAAAUUGCAGCCACGACAACCAGGGAACUGGCUACUCCCCCGCCUCCACCUGCGCCCGGUGGUCCUGAGACACUUCUCACCACCAUCUCUACAAGAGCUCCACCAGGUGUUGUCACCUCCACGCUCAGACCCGUCAUUGUUCAGUCGAUUGCAGUGACGACACAUCCAGUGACCGGCAGAGCGGAGGCGUCAACGAGAGCUACAACCACGCCGCCUCCAUCUUGGUCUCCGCCGCACACGACUACUGCUUCCACUGCAGCUCCGAGGCCGACGACUGUCCGGGACGUAGUCACCACCCAGUUGGUGUCCGCUGAAAGACCCACAGCGGCUACAACGACCACCACCAUCGCACGGACGACCGCCGUCAGAUCGACACCCGGGGCUCCCGUGACCACAAGAGUUACCCCCAGAAUCACGUCGACUGAGAGGUCAACCGCCAGGCCGGUCACUGCGAGGGUCACUGCAACAACAAGGCCCCCGGCAUCAACAACCAGAUCCACCACUCUCGGUCCACCGUCGGUCCCCUCGAGUUCUGGAACGACAACCACGUCAGGGUUGCCGUCUGCAGCCGUCACAACAUCUGCCGAGUCUGUCGUCACGUCAAGCGCGGCCGAACGCGCCGACACGACCGCAGCGGUGACUCACGGCCUCACCGCCGACGGUCCGGCGCCUGUUCCCGCUCUCACAGUCACGGUGUCUACAGCUGUCCCCACGACGACCACCGGAGAGUCGGCCACACCUGAGAAAACGCCGACAACCGAAGAGAGUGACGCGUCGCCGUCCGCAUCCCGACCGGCGACGCCUCCGUCUGACGCUCACCUGACCUCUACCCAGAAGCCCGCUGUUCCCGCUACAACGUCACUGCCAGCAGCCACCUCGGUCCGAACUACGGAGCAGGACGGAGUCGAUCGCACCGGUCCUCCUGCAGCCUCAUCGCUCUCCACACCUUUGGAAACGUCCAGACACACGGCAGAGGUGACGACGUCCAGGGCUGUGUCGCCUACGAGGAUGUGCACACCUCCGUAUGCAGAGAUCGUCGAUGAGUGCACAAAGUACAUCUGCGUCAACAACCAGCUCGUCCUCUUCAACAAAUCUCAGAGCUGCCCCUUCACCUCCGACCCCCCGAACUGCGGCCUGCUUGGCUUUGCCGUUCUGGUCAACGGAGACAAGUGCUGCCCGAAGUGGGACUGUCCAUGUCGCUGCUCGAUGUUUCCGGAUCUGAAUGUGAUCACGUUUGAUGGGAACAGCGUUGCCAUCUACAAGGCCGCCUUGUACAUCGUGACCCAGCUGCCCGACGAGACCGUCAGUGUCCUGGUUCAGGAGUGUCCUGCUGAUUCAGAGUCACCACUCCUCUGGAACUUCACCAACCUGUGUCUGGUGGCGCUCAACAUCACGCACAAAUCCAACCACAUCAUCAUCAACCGGCUGCAGAGGAGGCUCUACGUCAACUCGCGCUACGCCAAGCCUCGAUUCAAAAGGUUUGGCUUUGAGAUCUACGACACCGGCAACAUGUACCUGAUCCGCAGCCCGGCCGGUCUCAAGCUGCAGUGGUACCACAGCACCGGCAUGAUGGUGAUCGACACCGACAGCUCCGGCAACAAGCUGCACACAAUGGGCCUCUGUGGUUUCUGUGACGGAGACCCAACAAACGACCUAACUUUGGCCAACGGCACCACGGUGGGCGCGAGCGAGGAUCCGGCCGUUUUCAUCGACAGCUGGCAGGUCCCCAACACCACGGGCUACGUCAGCUACAGCCGCCGCCGAGAGCUCAACUGCUCCACGAGCGACUGCUCCGGCUGCCUGCUCAUGCUGCAGGACGAGGCCUUCGAGCCCUGCCACGCCUUCGUCCCGCCGAGCACCUUCUGUGAGGUUUGGGUACGAGAUGCCGAGUACGUCAACAACCAGUGUGUGGCGCUGGCGGCCUACGUGGCUUCGUGCCACAAAUUCAACAUCUGCAUCGAGUGGAGGAGACCGGACUACUGCCCCUUCUCGUGUCCCGCUGCUCUCCGGUAUCAGGCCUGUCUGCCGGCCUGCACGUCUCAGUCCUGCCCAAACCACGACUUCGACUCGGACCCGGACCAGUGUUCCGGCCUGACCGAGGGCUGCGUGUGCCCCGAGGGAACGCUCCUCCACCGGCCGUACACCGCCCUCUGCAUCUCGCCGGACAAGUGUGCCUGCACCGACAGCUCCGGCGCUCCCCGUGCACACGGCGAGGUGUGGAAGGCCUCCAAGGACGCCUGCUGCAUGUACCGCUGCGACAAUGACACCGUCGCUCCCGUGGAGUACAACUGCUCCGACGCGGCGGCGCCGGCGUGCCGUCGAGCAGCGGAGGUGCUCAUCGGCCUGGCCGCCGAUGCCGGCUGCUGCCCGCAGAAAGUCUGCGUGUGUAACCAGAGCCUGUGUGACUUGAACCCUCCUGAGUGUAAAUACGGGGAGAAGCUGGUGUCGUACUACAGACAGGACUCCUGCUGUCCGGACUACGUGUGUGAGUGCGACACUGAACUCUGCGAGUCGGUCGUUCCCGCCUGCAGAGACGACCAGAAUCUGAUCGCCACCAGAGCCGACGGCAGCUGCUGUCUCGCCCACAUCUGCAUGUGUUCUUCGUGUCCGGAGACGCCUCCUCUCUGCCAGGACGGCGAGGUGCUGACGGUGGACGGUAACACCACGGACCGCUGCUGCCCCGCCUACCAAUGUGGUCAGACAACACACACACACACACACACACACACACUCUGUGUUUUCACAUGCACGGGCUGGAUAUUUAAACAUUUAAGAAAAAGGGAUUUCAUAAUAGAUGUGUGUGUGUGUGUGUGUUCAGUGCGUGAGGCGGUGUGUGUGUUCGGUGAGCGCGGCGUGUUGCGUCCGGGUCAGACUCUGGUGGAGCACCAUGACGGUGUGUGUCACAGCCGGCAGUGCAGCCGCAGCCUCGACCCGACAAGCGGCUUCCACCUGCUGCGCACCAACAGCAUCAACUGCUCCGCCCACUGCCAACCAAAUCAGAUCUACGUUCCCCCGAAGGACCAGACGACGUGCUGCGGUGUUUGUAAGAAUAUUUCCUGCCUCUACGAACAGGAGAACGGGACAACUGUUCUCUACAAGCCGGGGAAGUCCUGGGUAUCAAACUGCGUGAAGUUUGACUGCACAGAUACUCUGUCGGGACCAACGCUCAUCUCCUACUCCUACAGCUGCCCACCAUUCAACGAAACAGAGUGUAUGAAGAUCGGUGGAACUAUCGUAAGUUACAUGGACGGAUGCUGCAAGACGUGCAAAGAAGAUGGGAAGUCGUGUCAGAAGGUGACGGUGAGGAUGACAAUCAGGAAGAACGACUGUCGCAGCAACAGGCCGGUGAACAUCGUGUCUUGUGAUGGGAAGUGUCCGUCCGCCAGCAUCUACAACUACAACAUCAACACGUACGCUCGAUUCUGCAAGUGCUGCAGGGAGACGGGGCUGCAGCGGCGCUCCGUGCAGCUCUACUGCAGCGGCAAUGCAACCUGGGUCAGCUACACCAUCCAGGAGCCCACCGACUGCUCCUGCCAGUGGUCCUAAACACACACACACACACACACACACACACACACACACACACACACACACUCACACAACCGGUGUUCACAUCCUCUAGAACCACAAAACAAAAGAAGAAGAGGAAGAAGAAACCUCAGCCGUGUUGCUUUAGGAUGUUGGAGAGUGGAAUACUGAGCUCUGAUUGGUUACUCCAGUUAGUUGUUCUGCUGCCUCGGCUGGCCGGGAGGUGGUACUGCAUGGCACCGAAUGUGACCUUUGCCCUCUGAUAAGAGUCACAUAAAGACGAGCGUGGCCUAAUUAUGACGACACCAAAUGAUGAGUUAUUUUUGUUGUUACAUAUGAGAAGAGUUUUAAUUUAACACAUUUAAAUGUAUUAAAUGUUGUUCAGUGUAUCAUUUUAACAUCAGUCCAUCAUCUUGUUAAUAUCAUGUCUGAACACCUUUAAAAAAACACGCUUCAAAGAGGUCAAACCUGUAGCUGCACUGCCACCUCCCCGUCAGAGGAACGCAAAUGUUCAGCAAAGGAAGAAGUAAGUUAUUUGUUUCUGAACGGAAACUAAUUUCUCGGCUCGUCUCCGUAGAGUUCAUGUGUGCUGCCACGACUGGCGAGGUUUAAAGAUAUAUAUGAAACAA